UGUACCUUCGUACGAAACCUUGAAUGACAAGGAAUACGGUGUAGGGAGGGGUAAGGAAAUAUAACUUUAAUUCAAAAUAACGGAUACACAAAAACCACCAGAAGCGCUUUCGUCUCAAAUGAUUUCACAAAUAAGAAUUGUGAGAAUUUCUGUCAUUAAAAUGGGUUCUAGCUUUUACUUUUUCACAGUGUGUCAAAAAAAGACAAAUAAGCCUUGACAUGACUCCUCAGCCUACCCCAGGGGGAAGCGCGAGUGUCAUUCGUCCGGCGGUCUGCAAAAUGGCGGAAGGUGUGUUGCCGUUUGUCCGUGGUCUUGAUCUCACCAAGAAUGACUUCAAGAAGCUGGAUUUUCCGAAAAGGGUGGCAGACAUGCCAAACUUACGGUGGCUGAAGUUAAACCAGACUGGAUUGGAAGCUCUGCCAGAUGAACUAUCUCACCUGAUGAAACUGGAACACUUGUCAUUGAAGGCAAACAGCUUAGCAAGUAUCCAUGGAGACCUUUCAACUCUCUCUCACUUAAGGGUAAUUAAUGCACGUCAAAAUCAGCUGAAGAAUUCUGGAAUACCUGGCGACAUUUUUGGACUAGAUGACCUCUUAACUAUUGAUUUUAGUCAUAAUCAACUCAAAGAGGUAUGUAGUUAAUGUUUACUUAGGGCAGAUUUACAUGUCAGGAAAUUUUGGGCAUUGUUUCGAUAUAAAUGGUGCGUGUGCACCAAAAAAAGUGACCUUCUACAGAUAAAUUUUGUGCUGUAAAUGACUUUACUUUACUCACACCAAGCCAAAAUUUCAUCUCCACUCAGACUACCUUUUCAGUGAGCAUAGGUGAGAUUUUGGCUUGGCAUAAAUAAGAAAAAGUUGUUUAGACAACAAAAUGCAUCUGUGCUGAACCUUUUUUUUUUGGUAUGCGCACCAUGUUUAUCGGAACCAUGCCAAAAAUUUUCUGUUGUGU
Messenger RNA from Orbicella faveolata, 948 nucleotides. RefSeq names its product protein flightless-1 homolog. NCBI's taxonomy places the organism in Eukaryota, Metazoa, Cnidaria, Anthozoa, Scleractinia, Merulinidae. Gene Ontology annotation, cellular component: actin cytoskeleton; cytoplasm; nucleus. Gene Ontology annotation, biological process: actin filament severing; barbed-end actin filament capping; myofibril assembly. Gene Ontology annotation, molecular function: actin filament binding; phosphatidylinositol-4,5-bisphosphate binding. The record is from RefSeq and is a predicted model, not a curated record.